CACGGACAUCUGCGGUUGUGCUCCUCAGACGGAUCCGUGCAGGGAGAUCUCACACAUCCCCUGAUAAGAAGCGGACUGCAUUCCACUACAUAUGCGCGCAAAUGGAGAAUUAAUCUGCAAAUGGAUUACCGGCGCUCGUAUUUUCCCAGAGCCACGUUUCGAUUCUGCAGGCUGAUGAAUGAAAAUCGGAGCUCCAGAACAGAAAUCAGGACCCGGCCUUGCCUCUAUACAGUGCAGCUGAUGCUGUGGACACGAGUGUAAGGAAAGAAAACACAACCGAACCAGAGGAAGUUCUGCUGAUUACCAGAUGAGGCAGGUGCCACUUUGAUCCGCAUCCUCCCCACACAGACCAGAGGAAAUGGUCCCCGGGGCUCCCAGCGCGACCACCACCAUGCUCCCUGCCUCCGAGGCUGCCAAAAUCUACCAAACCAACUACGUCCGGAACUCCAGGGCCAUCGGCGUCCUGUGGGCCAUCUUCACCAUCCUUUUCGCCAUCGUUAACGUGGUGUGCUUCAUCCAGCCCUACUGGAUCGGAGACGGUGCGGACACCCCGCAGGUGGGCUACUUCGGUCUGUUCCACUACUGCAUCGGAAAUGGACUGUCCCGGGACUUGACCUGUCAGGGCAGCUUCGCCGAGUUCAGCAGCAUCCCCUCCGGUGCGUUCAAGGCUGCCUCGGUCUUCAUCGGCAUGUCCAUGUCUCUAGUCCUUACGUGCAUCGGCUGCUUCGCGCUUUUCUUCUUCUGCAGCACCGGUACGGUGUACAAGAUCUGCGGCUGGAUGCAGCUGGCUGCAGGUACAUGUCUGAUUCUGGGCUGCAUGAUCUACCCUGAUGGCUGGGACAGCGACGAGGUGAAACGGAUGUGUGGUGAGCAGACGGAUAAAUACACGCUGGGUGCCUGUUCGGUACGCUGGGCCUACAUACUGGCCAUCAUGGGCAUCAUGGACUCUCUCAUCCUCUCCUUCCUGGCCUUCGUUCUGGGAAACCGCCAAGACAAUCUGAUGUCUGAGGAGCUGCUGGGAGACAAGACUGGAAACAAUGUGAUUUAACUUCUGGAGAUGGAGAAGCAGUCACACACGCUGGCAGGUCUUACAGCCCAGAUGUGAUGUCACUUCAGGAUCCAGCUUCCAUCUCCUGGUCCACCUGGUGGCUGGACUACUGAGCUGAAGCGUUUGGAAGUCAUCGGAACGGAAAAACAAGAACAGGAGACAAAAGUGGACGCUUUCCUUCCAGGAGGCCUUUAGUUCUCUCUGAAAACUCCGUCUGUAAAAUAAUCUUCAUACUCACCCAAAACUGUGUUUCUUCCUCACUCGUCAUCAUUUUAACAACGAAGGAUGUUGGUGUGUAUAGGUUCAGCUGGAAAAAAAUAAAACAAAACACGUGCUAAAGCAGAAUCCAGGACAAUAACAACAGAAGGAUCUCACCGUUGACGGGACGUAGACCGAACAGGCUUGAGGUGAAAAACUCUUUCCCAGAAAACUGGACCAGGUCGGAUCAGUCGGACAGAACGGUGCUUUGUGGUUAUGAUUCAGUGUUUGGUGUGAUAAAAUAAAAAGGUAGUUAUUAGAGCUCAUUUUGUUAAAAGUAACGAUGAACGUGCAUCGUUUCUAUUCUAGCUGUUAAGAUCAACGUUGAUGGGACUCAUCUCUAGUUUUAAGUGUUUUCUCUCAAACGUCCACUCUUCCAUUAUUUCUAUGUGCCAUAGAGUUAAAUGUGUGGAAAAUACUGUAAAUACCUGGAGGGAUGUACGGGCAGAGGAGGCGAGUAAGCGUGAGUCGUUCUUCAGUCAAAAAAUGUGGUUUUAAAAAUAAAUUAUUCAGUUUAGAAAAUAAUCCUGAAACCACAUAAGUUUUAUUUUUAAAAAAAAUUUGUUCCACGCAGAAUGUUCAGACUGAUGGCACUAGUGAUUAUCUUUAUUCUUAAUACCCAAAUUAUAUAUAUUUUUAUUUCAUAAUUAACCAGUGGAUUUGGCAAGACCCCUUAUGUCUCAAAGCAAACCGGUCAUUCAUUUUUUAUUUUUACCUAGAAAUAAACAGACAUGCAUAUAAUUUUAAAUCACUAUUUAAAAUAAAACAUUAGCAUUAUACAAUAGUUAUGUCAAUAUUUUUUCUCCAUAGAUAUGUUUACUGAAAUGCAUGCAACUCACUGCUGCAGAUUUAGAUGCACUUCGUGGUUUGUUUUAUUAACGUAAUAACGUUGGAAUAAGAUAUUUUUUAUCUACUUCAAGUCAUAAAAUUGCAGUUAAAAAAUAUUACAUUAACUGUAAGUCUGGUUUAUUAAAAAUGAUGAUAGAAUGACGUUAGGAGAGCUUUUAAAAGAAAAACAGGAUCUGAAAAGACAUUAGGUAAAAAUAAAAUAAGUAAAUUUCAUGAAAUGUUUGAUUCUACGUGUUUUUUUAAAGGUUUUUCAGAUGCAAUCCUCGCAUCGCAUUUGUGAUCCUCAAUUUUUACUCUUAAUUUAUGACUUUACCUUUGUUGCUGAACCGAUUUCCUUUUUAUAAAUAAAGUUCUGGGAUCAAAUCAGGGAAAAUAAAACAUGUAAUGAGACGAAGAGUAAAAACUUAUUAAUACAUAAGGUGUUUCAGUUGCAAAAUGACUAAAAAUACUUCAAAUAAUUACCGUAAUUUCCGGACUAUAGAGUGCACCUCAGUAUAAGCCGCAGAUAUCUACUGAGAUGAAAACGUAGUUUAACUGAUCGGAACUGAACUGAUCAGUAUCAAACAAAACAGAAAAGUUAUUGAUUAGUUUAUUCAUUGUUCUCCUGCGCACUGAAACCACUGAAGUCAUCAUCUUCUUCAGUGUCGGAGUUGAACAGCCUCAGAAGAGCUUCGUCACAUACCUUUUCUGUGGCAAUGUCAGUGUCGCUCUCCGUGCUGCUGUCAUCAUCCCGGGGUGAAGCUGGGAAAACGAGCAGCGCCGUUUUACUGUGGAGAAAAUCCUCCUGGGCGCUUUCCGUAGCGCUCCUUCAACAUUCCUUCAUUAGACUUUCCAGCAUCCAUCCUUUCUGGUUGACUAAAAACGCACCUCUUUAUAAGCCGCAUGGUUCAAAGCGUGGGGAAAAAGUAGCGACUUAUUGUCUGGAAAAUACGGUAAUCUGUGAUGAGAUUUAAAACUUCAAACCAUUUUAAAAACUUGACUCUUACUAACAAUAUAGUCGAGUGAAAUAUUAAAAUUUGUGUUUUUGGCCUGACUUUUAUGGGUGAUUUGUACACUUUGAGCGUUGUGUAAAAUUAAAUUGCGUUAUUACAGUCUGA
This is a messenger RNA of Nothobranchius furzeri (turquoise killifish), 3252 nucleotides long. RefSeq names its product LHFPL tetraspan subfamily member 3 (gene lhfpl3). Gene Ontology annotation, biological process: sensory perception of sound. The record is from RefSeq and is a predicted model, not a curated record. Gene Ontology annotation, cellular component: plasma membrane. Lineage: Eukaryota; Metazoa; Chordata; Actinopteri; Cyprinodontiformes; Nothobranchiidae.